AUGGCAGAAAGACGAAAAAGAAAACCCUCGGGAGCUGAGUAUCAUAAACGAAAGGCUGAGAAGGAAAAGGACCAAGCAAAACAGCAGGGAUCCUUCCUGAAAUAUUUUCUCUUUAAUCCAAAUAAAGCUGGAAGCAGUUCACAGCAUCCAGAUGAAGGAAUUUUACUUGGAGAGGAGGUUAGCUCACAUCUGCAUGGAAACAGUUUGGAACAUCAAGAUGAAGAUGAAGGCAGCUCACAGCAUCAGAAUGAUAUGGAAGUGGAGAAAAUUUAUUCACUUUCAGAGAGACAUGCAGAAAUUGAAGUAAAUGAAGUAGAAGGAAGAAAGGAUGAGGACUUUACAAACAAGUUACACUAUGGGGACCCAGCUUCAUGGCCCAGAUGUGAUGACAGCUCAACAUGCUGUUGGGACAUUCUGACUCGCCACGUGAAUUCUCUAACUGUGAAAUCACUUAGUCAGACAAGAUGGGAGAGUCGCAGUGAUGCUCUUAGUCUUCGCUAUGAACUUGGAAACAUUUAUGAUGCCCUAAUUGAAAUUUCUGAUGAUACUACCUUUACUGGAUCAUCUGGCAAUAAUGACACAGCCAGCUUAGGCAUCACAGAGCACAUGGACAUUAAAGAACUUUUGUACACAAGUUCAAUGGAUAAGUGGCUGAAAAAGGAAAGUGUAAAGACGCAAGAAUCAGCUAGUGUUUCCUCAAGUCCACACUGUGGAAAAUCUAUGUCUAAUGAUCAUGAUGGUCCUGCAAAGUCACUUACAAAGAAAAGAAAAUAUGAUGAUGAUUAUAUAAAAUAUGGCUUUACAUGCAUUGGUGAUCAAGAAUGUCCAAAACCACUGUGUGCGAUUUGUGGUGAUGUUCUAGCAAACAGCAGCCUCAAACCUUCUCUAUUUCGGCGCCAUUUAGAAACUAGGCAUCCUGCACAACUCGACAAGCCUGUUGAUUUUUUCAAGCGAAAAUUAGCUGAGAGGAAAAGUGACAUUACCAGUUUUAUAUCCAAAGCAAGUACUGAUAAUGAAAAUGCACUUGAAGCAUCAUACCGCGUGAGCUACCGAGUAGCUAAAGCAUCAGAAGCCCAUACCAUAGCAGAGAGCUUGAUUGGUCCAUGUAUAAAAGACGUAGUUCAUUGCAUGCUCGGAGAAAAGGCUGCAAAAAGGAUUGAUAUGGUACCUUUGUCCAAUAAUACGUUAUCACGAAGAAUUAAUGACAUGUCAAAUAACGUAGAGACCACAAUUGUACAGAGAGUGAAAAAUAGUCCAUAUUAUGCUAUACAGUUGGAUGAAUCAACUGGUGUAGCUAAUCUAGCUAUUUUGCUACUGUUUGUACGUUAUGUGAAUGAAGGUCUGGUUGAAGAAGACUUGUUGUUUUGCCGACCACUGGAAGAACGUACAACUGGAGAAGAUAUCUUCAAUCUGACUAAUGCAUAUUUUCAAGAAAAGGAAAUAGAUUGGUCCCGUUGCCUAGGCAUUUGCACUGAUGGGGCCACAUCAAUGACGGGGAAGUAUACUGGAUUUGUAGCUCGAACAAAAAAGGUUGCAUCAAAAGUCUCUUGGACUCAUUGCAGCAUCCAUAGACAAGCCCUCGCAACAAAACACAUGCCUGAGGGACUGAAGGAAGUGCUGGACAAUGCAGUGAAAAUGGUGAAUUUCAUAAAAUCACGGCCAACAAAUUCCAGAAUAUUUCACGUACUUUGUGAAGAAAUGGGUAGUAUACACGAUAGUCUGUUGACCCAUACUGAAGUUAGAUGGCUCUCACGGGGCAAAAUCCUGGUGCGCUUGUUUGAGCUUAGAACGGAAAUCCUAGUUUUUUUCAACAGCCACCCUUUCCACCUUGCCAGCUGUAUGGAAAAUAAUGUCUUGCUCCAGAGCCUAGCUUAUUUAGCAGAUAUUUUCUCAAGAAUUAAUGACCUAAAUUUAUCUCUUCAAGGUCUCAAUAUAACAGUUUUCAAUGUGCAAGACCGAGUUGAAUCCAUGAUAAAGAAGUUGCAGUUCUGGGAAAGUUGUUUGGAAAACAAUCAAACUGAGUGUUUCAGUAAUCUUCAUGACUUCCUGGCAGAACAUAAACUUCAGUUGGAUCAGUGCACUAAAACCAAUAUAACUGCACACCUAAAAGGACUUUGCACAACAUUCAGGGAUUACUUUCCAGCUAUAUCAGGCGAUAAUGACUGGAUUCGCAACCCUUUUGAUGAUACCACUUUCUCAACACAGAUAUUGAACACUGAGGAAAAAGAGAAAUUGAUUGAGAUCUCCUGUGAUUACGAACUGAGAAGGAGUUUCAGAAAUCUGUCAUUGAUCAACUUUUGGCUGAGUUUAAGAAACGAGUACCCCCUUCUGGCAGAAAAAGCUGCUGCAGUUUUGUUACCUUUUUCAACAACAUACUUAUGCGAGAAAGUGUUUUCCUCGUAUGCACAUCUGAAAACGAAAUACAGAAACAGACUUGAUGCCGAACCAGACCUGAGACUUUAUCUUUCUCCAAAGGUUCCGGACUUCAAAGAGCUAUGCAGAGCAAAGCAAGCGCAUCCAUCACACUGA
Emys orbicularis (European pond turtle) is the source of this 2529-nucleotide messenger RNA. RefSeq names its product zinc finger BED domain-containing protein 5-like. NCBI's taxonomy places the organism in Eukaryota, Metazoa, Chordata, Testudines, Emydidae. The coding region runs from base 1 to 2529 and encodes 842 amino acids. The record is from RefSeq and is a predicted model, not a curated record. The transcript has 5 exons.